Astyanax mexicanus (Mexican tetra) is the source of this 2325-nucleotide messenger RNA. RefSeq names its product pleckstrin homology domain containing, family D (with coiled-coil domains) member 1 (gene plekhd1). The coding region runs from base 123 to 1652 and encodes 509 amino acids. The record is from RefSeq and is a predicted model, not a curated record. Lineage: Eukaryota; Metazoa; Chordata; Actinopteri; Characiformes; Acestrorhamphidae. The transcript is spliced from 13 exons.
GAAGUUCUCCUCUCUGGCUUUGGGCUUGUGUUUAUUUAUUUGCUUUAGAGCGUAUCUAUCUAUCUCUCUAUUUAUAACCACCCCAUCCUCCCCCCCUCUUUUUUUUUUUGAAAGUGUCUGCCAUGUUUUCCUCAUCCAAAUCUUCUUCAUUCUACUCCUGGACCUCCAUGGAGCAGGCUGACUCGGACGUGCUGGACAUCAGCACUAAGGUGCAGCUGUAUGGAGUCUUGUGGAAGAGACCCUUUGGGAGACCCUCCGCCAAGUGGUCUCGAAGGUUUUUCAUCAUUAAAGACAGCUUCCUGCUCUACUAUGCAGAGAAUGAGAAACGAAACUUUGAGACUAACAAAUACUUCAACAUCCAUCCAAAGGGCGUCAUCCCUUUAGGUGGAUGCGUGGUUGAGCCGAAGGAAGACCAGGGCAUGCCUUUUGCCAUGGUUAUCAAUCAUGAGGAUUUCACGGGGGAGAUAGCACUAGCAGCAGAGUCGGAGCCUGAGCAGAGCCAGUGGCUGGAGAUGCUGCAGGAGUCUGGAAAAGUCACCUGGAAGAACGCUCAGCUGGGAGAGGCGAUGAUUGAGAGUCUGGAGGCUCAGGGACUGCAGCUGGCUAAAGAGAAGCAGGAGUACCUGGAUAAACUGAUGGAGGAGACGGAGGAACUGAGCCUGCAGAGAGAACAGAAGGCGGAGCUGGAGCGACUGAACCAGUUGCUGGAGGAGGAGAAGCAGAAGUUUGAGGAGGUGGUGGUGGAGCUGAGAACAGAGCAGGAGCAGAUUAAACUAGAUCUGGAUGGCACAGCUCAGUCACUAAAGGGGGUGGAGUCAGAAAAAGCUGAGCUUCACAAUCUCACCACGCUGCUGCAGAAAUCUCUCGAGGACCUGUCUAAAGAGAAGCAGCGCACUCUGGAGAUGCUCAGAGACCGAGGACUGGCGGGGGCUGAGCCGGUUACUCCGGUUCAGGCUUCCUCAGCAAACUCUCAACGCCCUGAGGCACCGGAGGAGCAGCUGCAGGGCAACCUACGCCACAUCGAGGAGCAGAUGAUGAGCGUGCUCAGAGAGAAGCAGCAGGCCGAGGAGAGGCUGAAGGAGAACGAGCAGCGGGCGCUGGUUCUGCAGGAGGAGAGAGAGUUUUAUUCUUCUCAGGCUCACGCCCUCCAGCAGUCCCUCAGCCAGCUCACUGUCGACAAGCAGCAGACUGAAGCCGAGCUGAAGGCUGAGAUGGAGUCUCGUGCUGAGCUGGAGCAGAGGCUGAAGUUUGCUGAGAAAGCUCUGAAGGAUCUGGAGCAGGGCCUGAACUGUAUCGAGCGCAGCCACGAGAGAGACGAGAAGAUGAGAGGGGAUGUCAGCCACCUCCGCAAGUUCUUUGAGGAGUGUAUCUGUGCGGCAGAGAUCGAGGCCAAGCUGCCGGCCAUCAUGAAGAACGCUGUGUAUCUGCAUAAAGCUGCUGCUCGCCGCAUCAAGAGCUGUCGAGUCCAGAGACAUGCCUCCAGGCAGCACUGGCUCAAACACUCCAAGUCGUUUGCCUGCUCACAUGGAGAGGAUCCCAACCUGGAGGACCUGAAGGAGACCGCCCGGCGCCUGACCUCAGACAGCUGCUUUAGACAGCGCAUGUACAAGAUCAUCACCCAGCAAAGCACAGUCUCGCAGUCUGAGGACUGAGAAUGGUAUGAUGCAUUGACAGGCAGGUGGUGGUCCUAAAAAAAGGUGAAACAUCUUUUUUUUCAUGGUUUUCUACACUUUAUCUACAGUGUAAACCUGCUGCAAUGAGGCUCCAAUUUAGGCCAGGGUCAGUGAACCUCAGGAGGCAAGAGCCAGGAUCACUUCCUGUUUGAUUUAGGGUCGACAUCCGUCACAAACAAAAUCUGUUUUCUUACGUUUUUGCCACCAGGGGUAUGUUUGAUAUUCAAUCAAUCAGUUAACAUUGAUGCUAAAACUGUAAUGGAAAGUAAUGGCUGGCUUUUGUGACAGUUUUGUGACAGAAUAAUUUACAGGGUAGGCUGAGGACAGGUGCAUGAACCUCAUUUGGUGCAGCCCCAAAUCAGAAAACGUUGAGGAGGUAUGAAAAAUAAUAUAAUAAUAAUGAUUGAUAAACUAAAAUGUUUUCUUAAAAGUGUUUUAUUAUGUUUAAUUUGACUAUUAUUCAGUUGCAGCCAGUAUAAACCCAAGAUAUAUACAGUAUCUUGUUUUGUGUGGUCAACUUAAUUUCAUUUUUCAGCAUACUGUACAUCCAUUCCUACAUUUCAUGCCUGAAAUUGGGCGAGAUGUAAUAAGGGCAUGUCUAUACUUUCAACAAGACAAUGCAAAACCACAUGCUGCACAUACUCUGCCUGCC